Molecule: messenger RNA, 1022 nt
Organism: Striga asiatica
Lineage: Eukaryota; Viridiplantae; Streptophyta; Magnoliopsida; Lamiales; Orobanchaceae
Source: the annotation of a GenBank genome assembly
AAAAAAAAUGCGAAUGAAGAUAUGAGAGAAUAGGGUUAGGGUUGUCCAUAAAUUGAGGUGUUCUGCCUGACGAUGUACGCUGAUCAAGUGGAGGCUCGAGGUAAUAGGUCAAUUAAGGACCGCCUUAACGGGAAUUUCGCCUCCGAUUCCGGUCGCAGGCGUUCUAUAUCCGGAAAGAGGCAGAGAGUAGAUGAUGACAAAUGGGAGCAUGAUCUUUAUGAGGACAGUGCAGCCCAAGUAUCAAGUAAUGUGAAUGUUUCCAGCCGAAGGGUUGGUGUGAGAGAUCUUCGUUCCAAGCUGCAAAGGAAGAGCAUCGAGCAAGCUAAUAAAAGCGUGAAAGGAUCUGUUUCUGGAGGUGCAAGGGAUUUACGUGAGAAGUUAUCUGGUAUAAUGAACUCUCAUCCUGCCGAACCCAAUAGACCUACUCGGAAAAGUGUCAUAGCCAAAGUCUCUGUGUUGGAGAAAAAGGUGGCGGGUUCGCUCUCAAAGAAAAAGGGUCAACAAAAGGUUGGGACAGUUGAUAACAUCUUGCAAUCCUUGGGUCUUGAGAAAUAUUCAAUUACGUUUCAGGCUGAAGAAGUCGAUAUGACAGCCCUCAUGCACAUGACUGAUGAGGACCUGAAAGCUUUGGGAAUUCCAAUGGGUCCAAGAAAAAAGAUACUUUUAGCAAUGGAGUCGAAAUCUGAUGUGUAAGUGGGGAUACAUGGCCAUUUUUGGGCUUCCUUGGAUAGUCGAGUGACAUCGGUUGCCUGGUCAUUCCUUGUGCCAGCCGACUUAAUUUUGUUUUUGCACGACUCGUGAUGCUCUUGGAGUGGCUUUAAGUAGCCUGCGGAAAGCAAUUGAAAGAGCUGUAUCAUUGUAACUGAAAUAUGAAUCAUUGACAACCAAAGUCCUUUCGGUUUAUUUACAAUCACAUAUCUGGCUUUUGGUUUGUAUAUUAAAAGUUUGGCUUUAUUUACAAUCACAUAUCUGGUUUUUGAAUGAGAAUCAUAUUUAGUCAAAAUUGUUUAUUUGUGUUUUUA